Molecule: messenger RNA, 197 nt
Organism: Cetraspora pellucida
Lineage: Eukaryota; Fungi; Glomeromycota; Glomeromycetes; Diversisporales; Gigasporaceae
Source: the annotation of a GenBank genome assembly
CUAUAAUUAGAGAACAACUAUAUAUUGAUUUAGUUGAAGAGAAUUUAGCUACCUUAAAUUAUAAUAAAGAAGUUAUAGAAAUAAAAUCUGAAAGUGAUGAUGAGGAUAUCAUAUUAGACUAUCCAACUCUUAAUAUUGAAAGUAGUGAAGAAGAAAUAUUCAAGAAUAUUGGAAAUCAUAAUAAAAGAUUUAGUUGA